Molecule: messenger RNA, 1779 nt
Organism: Nerophis ophidion (straightnose pipefish)
Lineage: Eukaryota; Metazoa; Chordata; Actinopteri; Syngnathiformes; Syngnathidae
Gene: cfap157
Product: cilia and flagella associated protein 157
Exons: 7
Coding region: 47-1270 (407 amino acids)
Cellular component (GO): ciliary basal body; cilium
Molecular function (GO): microtubule binding
Source: RefSeq, a predicted model, not a curated record
CGCACGGCUCGCCCAAGUUAACUUUGCCUCAUUUUACUUUCCCGCGAUGCCCAAAAAGAAGGAGAAGAAUAACGGCGAAAGGCAAGAUGAAGACAAGAAGAAAACGAAGAAAAAACAAAGCCAGUCGCUUCCCGUGGAAGAAAACGACAAAGAAAAAGAUUUGUAUCUCAUUCAAAUUCGAUUUUUAAACGAACAGCUGGAGAGAUAUCAGCUGAAAUGUAAGGAAAUGACCAAUGAGAAGAAGGCCUUGACGUCUCAGUGCAGCUUUCUGGAGAAGGAGAAGGAGGACAUUGUGGACUUUCUCAAGCGCUCCCUGCUGGAGAAAGAGGAGGAGCUGGACGACACGUCCGAGCGUCUGCGGGCUCUGCGGCAAGAGGCCGACCAGGGCAUGGAUGCUCUGCGACGGCAGCUGGCUCGGGAGCGACAGGAAGUGGUGAAGCGCAGUGACGAGCUUGCGGAACAGAAUGUGAAGCUAGUGGCCAGACUGACUGCUGUGGAGGAGUUUGAGAGGCAGAAAGAGCAGAUGAUGUCCAAGAUGACGGCGCUGGAGAAGCGGCUGAGCAGUCAGGAGGAGGCACACGCCGCUGCCGUGCACGCCGUGGAGAUGAAGGCUCUGCUGGAAAAGAGCAGGCUAGCGAGUCAGAUGGAGGUGCAGGCGGUGGAGUUGGAGCGCGUGGCGGAGAGCAAACUGCCCGAGACCACCAGGGGGACCCUGCAGGAGAACCAGGAGAUCAAGGUGCGAUACGGCGUGCUCUCUGAGAGGGCUCACGACCUCGCCCAGGAGAACGCCGCCCUGCGGGACCAGAAGACCAAGCUGGCUGCAGACGUGGACGUCUUGGAGGAGACCAUCAGGGAAAUGUCUCGUCAAAGUUGUGUCCGCAAGAAGGUGGCGGAGCAGCUGACCUCAAAGUGCCAGCAGCUGCAGACCCAGCUGAAGGAGAGCAGCCAUGACUUGGAGCAACUUGGGAGCAAACAUGAGAAAGUCUGUGGCCAACUGGAGGAACUCAGAGUCAGCCAUACCAUCGCCAUCAAGCAGUCCAGCAAAAACCGUGCUUUGGCGGUGCGUCUGGAGGCGGAGCUACAGCAGGAGAGGGAGAGAAGGUCAAAAAUGCAGGAAGCUGUGGCUGCUGUCAGACAUGUUGUCAUGGAAGCACAUCAGAACCCGGAGGCGGUCCGGUGGAAUCAGCUGAUGCAGAAGCUUCUGGUCAUCCUGGAAGGCCCCGCCUCCUCGAUGCGCGACACCAGCAAGCUCACCUUUGACAAGCGGUAAAAACCACCAGGAAAUGUUUGUACCAAGGUUUACUGCAGUGUAGUUUGCUCCUUGUCUCCCAAACAGGACAGAGACGUCCAGUUUCCACUUCCAGUUGUCACGACCCACUUUGAAAGCCAAACAUGCUCCCUCCAGAGGACAAAAACAUUGAAAACCCCGACAGAAAACUGUGUGGUGAGUCAAGUUGAUCAGGCUGAAAAACUAAUUCAUUGCUUUUAUCGUCCAAUCAGAUCGCUUUGAUGACAUUCAUAUGUUCCUCAUUACGCACUUGGAAUGUGUGCAUGACUUUGCUGUGCGAAUAAUCUUCAACUUUUGUUUCAUUUGGAGUUGAAAAAGCUACAUAUUCAUUCUUGUUAUCACAUGACAGCACAUUUAGACAUUCAUGAAAAAAAAAGUGGUAUAAUAUACUCUUAAUUUGAAAUAAGUCUUCAUCUUAACACUUUUUUUUUAAACAUGUAGCAAUAUUAGCUUUUUUGCUCAAAGAUAUUUUUUUUUACCAUAGACCAGUA